Nematostella vectensis (starlet sea anemone) is the source of this 2349-nucleotide messenger RNA. RefSeq names its product programmed cell death protein 7. The record is from RefSeq and is a predicted model, not a curated record. NCBI's taxonomy places the organism in Eukaryota, Metazoa, Cnidaria, Anthozoa, Actiniaria, Edwardsiidae. The transcript has 8 exons. The coding region runs from base 36 to 1826 and encodes 596 amino acids.
CUGGAACACAGUAACCAGGUCUCCUCGUAAACAAGAUGGCGGGCAGUUUUCGAGGCUCGGGGAGUUUUCCUCCAAAUAGACCCCCAGAUAGAAACACUUUCAACUCAAAUCCCCAGUUUAGACCGCAUUAUUAUCAAGAAGCCAGCGAAGAAAGGAAUUUUCAAGGCAACUAUUUGGCAAGACCCCCAAAUAGCACAAGAUAUGGUAGUUCGCAAGAUGCUCGUUGUCAGGCUGACAAGAUGGGAUAUGGAAACGAAACACAGACCAAUAAUUACCAAGACUCCCUUUCCAGUGAAAACUGUGUCAUUCGUUCGCAAAACUCAAGACCAUCAAAUUUAAGCAUUCCCCAACCAAGGCAAAACCAUCAUGACUUCACAAGUUCACCGGACCACUUUGGACCUUACAUGCGAAACGACCAAGAAUUUGAUGGAAGAACGCAUUCAUUCCACGACGGGCAAUGCAAUAGACCUCUUCAGGGUAUUCCUCAAAUAAGAAACAGCCCAUUCAACUCACCUUUCCAGGGGGGACCACUUCGAAUGAUGCUUCCCCCUGGAAUGCCUCCCCUGUUACUGGGACCUCAAGAAUUUUCUCCAAAUAUCCCUCCUCCACGAUUUGGAUUUACAGGGCCACCUCCUGGCCCGACACCCCUCUCAGCAAGCCAAAUGCCUCCAGGACAGACCCCCAUGAUUCCAGGUCAGACAUCUGUGCCUCUAGGACAGGCCCCCAUGCCUCUAGAACAGGUCCCCAUGCUUCCAGGACAGGCCCCGCUUUCAGUGCCAUCAUCAACAGGAACAACUUCAGAUCUAGAGGAGGGGGAGAUCUUGAAAAAUGAAGACAGAAAAUGGGUUGAAGAGUUUUUAAAAGGAAUAGCACCAACAUCAAAUACAGAUCAACAUGCUACAGAAACAAAGCUGGUUGAAGCCAGAAAUACUCUUCAGAAAUGGAACCAUCUUCUAAAGCAGCUCAAAGCACAGAGAGACAAGCUAAUUGAUUGUGUACAAGGCAGUGUAUCAGAAUGGCAAAAAGAGGUGGAGAGAGCAAACAAACUAAAGGUUAUGCUUCAAGAAACAGAGAGGAGACUUGGCGAGAAGGAAGUGCAAGAACUGACAGAGAAAUGGAAAAGGAGAAAACGAAAACAGGAAUGGCUGAAAAGAAGAAAGAUAAAGAGAACUCUUGAAAAGCAAGCUGCAGAAAAACGAAGGCUACAACUUCACCAGCAGAUAGAUGAAUGGAGAGAAAAGGAAAUUGCCAAAGACCAGGCAAAAAUCAAGGCUGCAAAUGUAAAGAGAGAAGCAGGUGGGGUGCUGGGUGAUGUCCGCAAGAAAAAGUCUGAUGCCAGCAAGGCCCUGGAACUAAUCAAAGCCUUGAGGAAACUAAGACAAUUCCGAAAACAAGAAGCAGAGCUCAAAGGUGUUUAUCCAAAGCCAAUGCCAGAGCACAACCAAGAGUUUGACAAUCGUCUGAGUCAUCUUGAACUGUUAAUGACAAGGCAAAGCAAGUUGUACAAUUCUGAGGAACAAACUCUGAUGGUAAUGAUGGCUGAGGAAGAUGAGGAACAGAAGAGAAAGACAAGAAAAGAAAAGGACACAAAGAACCUUGCAGAGGCGGCUGCGGCUACUGACUGUACUGACCCAUUGCAAGUAUUUUACAACUACUACACACAAGCAGAGAACAGUCUAGAUGCACUCAUAUAUAUCAGGCAUGGGUGGGAUAUGUAUACUGUGCCGAGCCAUGUUCCAGGGGCCACUCAUAUACCAGACGACUACCCCCCUCCAUGUGAGCCUAGUUCUUAUGCAUGGGCAAGAUGGGCUACAAGCAAGAGAUGACGACUACCCCUCUCCAUGCGGGCCUAGUUCUUAUGCAUGGGGAAGAUGGGCUACAAGCAAGAGAUGACGACUACCCCUCUCCAUGCGGGCCUAGUUCUUAUGCAUGGGCAAGAUGGGCUACAAGCAAGAGAUGACGACUACCCCUCUCCAUGCGGGCCUAGUUCUUAUGCAUGGGGAAGAUGGGCUACAAGCAAGAGAUGACGACUACCCCUCUCCAUGCGGGCCUAGUUCUUAUGCAUGGGCAAGAUGGGCUACAAGCAAGAGAUGACGACUACCCCUCUCCGUGCGGGCCCAGUUCUUAUGCAUGGGCAAGUUGGGCUACAAGCAAGAGAUGACGACUACCCCUCUCCGUGCGGGCCUAGUUCUUAUGCAAGAUGGGCCACAAGCAAGAGAUGACGGCUACCCCUAUCCAUGUGAGCCUAGUUCUUAUGCAUGGGCAAGAUGGGCUACAAGCAAGAGAUGACGACUACCCCUAUCCAUGUGAGCCUAGUUCUUAUGCAUGGGCAAGAUGGGCUACAAGCAA